AUGGUUGUACACGACGAUGCUCAUGCACAUCUACCAAGGAAAGACAAGGUACCGCGGCUAGUCUUCCUCAAAACAUACGAAGAGGAAUAUCAUAGUGUAUAUCAUCUCGAGAGAACAUCAAAUAGCGCAUUCGCAUCCGAAGAAAUCGCGCCCUGUAUAGGGAGCUUCCACUGGUUCGAUGAGAAAGAUGGUCGCACAAGCACUCUAAUCUUCCAGUACGCAGAACAUGGUACUCUGCUAGACCUGUAUCGUGAAAGCCACCCACCAUAUCUCCCUGAAGAUAUCAAGGCAUUUUGGGAAGGUAUCGCUGGGGUUGCAAAAGGUUUGCACAUAAUACAUAAUCAAGUAGGAUACCAAGAAGGAUUACACCAUGAUAUGAAACCAUCCAAUAUUCUGGUUUUUUCAAAGGGAAUCAAGGACGGCAAACUAGUUUACCAGUUCAAAAUUGGCGAUUUUGGUGCCAGUUACUUGAUUCCAACAAAUGUUAAACGCGAGGCCAUUAAUCGGGGCACAACACGAACCUAUGCUCCUCCUGAGAUUUAUUUGGGCGAUAGUGUGAAAUAUCGUGUCGGACCUACACUCGAUAUGUGGUCUAUUGGGUGCAUCAUCACCGAGGCCGCGGUUUGGGUCGCAUUCGGCGAAAGGGGCCGCCAAGAUUUCAGAAGAAAACGCAAGGAAGAGACCUCAAACCUAACAAACCUUACCAAUCUGGGGUACGGGGAUAGUUUUCACAAUGGAUCUGUUGCGUUGAAGUGCAUAGCAGAGCACGUCAAUUUAAUGAAGCCUCAUGGCCGCCCGAGUGACGAGAUCACCCGACAGAUAGUCAAACUCGCUAUGAGGAAUCUUUUGAUCGAGGGAGAUUCACGAAUCAAUUCUCUCAAUCUUUUCACUAGAUUGCGUGGGAUCCUGGAUGACGAACGCCUCUUUGAGGUGUUGAGCCCAGCCCAUUCGAUCGAAGUUUACCCAACUAAAAUUCCAUCUACUAUUGGGAAUGGAAUGCCUCAACGGAUACUGACAGGUCAACCCCUGCGAGGCGAGCCCGGCAAAAUUUCUCCUCUUGAGACGUCUGAGGACGAAAAUAUCUCUAAGAUGUCUGCGCCAGGCCCUGGCUCGACACAGCCAGUUGGGCCCGGGAGGCUUACAGAAUCUACGCCUAGCAGCGCGGAUGAAACGCUGGUAUAUAUCGAUCAGCUAAGUUCUUGGAUAAAAACCAGAAAGACUCAAAGGCAUAAUAAUAUUGAACUGCCUGGAUGGAAGUGGGUCCAAGGUCUACUCAAAGGCCGAGACUUCGAACAAAAGGAAACUAACUGGAAAAUCAAGAUAUUCUUAAUUGAUAAUUCGAAAUCAAUGCAGAAGUACAGAGAAGAAGUGCUCCGAUGGGUUUCAGAACUGGGCUACCUUGUCAAGGAACUUGACCCUGAUGGAGGCGAAAUCAGAUGUACGUCUGAUAAUACGAAAAUUGCCAAAUUCAAAAGGGCUAAGGAUGCAAGAAAUUUCGUAUCGGAGAGAUUUUCAGAUGGAAAAGGAGGCCCAUGCAACAUGGAGAAUGCACUAUUUGGUGUCGUUGACAGCAUACGCGGGCCAGCAUCUACCGUUUCCUCCAGGCUUUCCUUUAUGACACGCUCCACAAGUGUCCCAAAGAAAAUAACGAUUUUAGUUUUCACUGAUGGCGUCUGGAAUUCUUCAUCUGAACACGGUCUUUUGGGCGCGGAUGGGCCAAUCAAAUCCCUUAUUGAGCACAUGAAGGACUCAAAAAUUGGGCGCCCGAAUAUUUCUAUACAGUUCCUACGAUUUGGGUCGGAUCCUGUUGGUAUCGGGCGAUUGAAAUUUUUGGACGAUGAUUUAGGCAAAACGCUCGAGUUUGAUAUUGUGGACCAUAAACCUACAACAGCCCCUAUUUGGGAUAUUUUGAUUGGUGCUGCGUCUAAGAGCACGGACUGA
Messenger RNA from Clonostachys solani, 1941 nucleotides. The record is from the annotation of a GenBank genome assembly. NCBI's taxonomy places the organism in Eukaryota, Fungi, Ascomycota, Sordariomycetes, Hypocreales, Bionectriaceae.